Ictalurus furcatus (blue catfish) is the source of this 5699-nucleotide messenger RNA. RefSeq names its product ubiquitin specific peptidase 36 (gene usp36). Gene Ontology annotation, biological process: protein deubiquitination; regulation of apoptotic process. Gene Ontology annotation, molecular function: cysteine-type endopeptidase activity; cysteine-type deubiquitinase activity. Lineage: Eukaryota; Metazoa; Chordata; Actinopteri; Siluriformes; Ictaluridae. The coding region runs from base 210 to 3749 and encodes 1179 amino acids. The record is from RefSeq and is a predicted model, not a curated record. The transcript is spliced from 20 exons. Gene Ontology annotation, cellular component: cytosol; nucleus.
GAUGUUUGUGCCGUGAAUGAAAUGUGUCGUCAGUCCUUUGCUUGCAGCCGAUUGGUUUACGGCCUUGUCAAUUAUCCGUGGCCACGCCCUCCGGUAAUGCAGCACGGGAGAAAGAGAAUGGAACAAAAUGAAGGACUUCGCGGCAACCGAGGCUUUUCAGUAGAGAACUAGAUUAAAGACUCCUGACAGUUCCCGCACGGUGAUGCACCAUGCCCAUAGUGGACAAGCUGAAGGAGGCCCUGAAGCCGGGCCGAAAAGACUCUACCGAUGAGGGAGACCUGAAUAAGCUGCUCUCCUCCUCGGCCAAGAAAGUGCUGCUGCAGAAGAUUGAGUUCGAGCCAGCCACCAAAGGCUUCAGCUACCAGCUGGAGACGCUCAAGACCAAGUAUGUGAUCCUGAACCCCAAGACCGAUGGUGUGGUGCAGAGAGCAGCCGAUCCCACGCCAAUCAAGAGGCAAGGUUCUGAAGGCCUCAGUGGAGGUCAGGGUGAUGGCAUCCCAGCACCUCAGAAGCUGCUCUUUCCAGGGAACAAACUCUCCAUGAAGUGGGAGCGAGUGUACCGGGUGGGAGCGGGCCUCCACAACCUGGGAAACACGUGCUUCCUGAACUCCACCGUGCAGUGUCUCACAUAUACACCGCCUCUCGCCAACUACCUGCUGUCCAAAGAGCACAGCCGCUCCUGCCACCAGACAGGAUUCUGUAUGAUCUGCAUCAUGCAGAACCAUAUCAUCCAAGCCUUCGCCAACACUGGCAACGCCAUCAAGCCUGUGUCAUUUAUCCGUGACUUGAAAAAAAUUGCCCGCCACUUCCGGUUUGGCAGCCAGGAGGACGCCCAUGAGUUUUUGCGCUACACCAUCGAUGCAAUGCAGAAAGCCUGCCUUAACGGUUACCCAAAGUUGGACAGACAGACGCAGGCCACCACACUGGUUCACCAGAUCUUUGGGGGUUACCUGAGGUCAAGAGUCAAGUGUUCUAUUUGUAAAAGUGUGUCAGAUACAUACGACCCCUACCUGGACAUAGCUGUUGAGAUUCGGCAAGCAGCCAAUAUCGUUCGUGCCCUGGAGCUGUUUGUAAAGCCGGAUGUUUUGAGCGGCGAGAACGCCUACAUGUGUGCUAAGUGUAAGAAGAAAGUGCCGGCGACAAAACGAUUCACGGUUCAUCGGACGUCAAAUGUGCUCACACUUUCCCUUAAACGCUUUGCCAACUUCAGUGGAGGAAAGAUUACCAAGGUAAGCAGAAUCACAAUAAGACCUGUUUGCAUUCAAGUUGUUACAAAUAAUUUACGGUGUGUUUUUUGUUUGGGUUUUUUUUUUUUUUUGGUUUUUUUUACUGGUCAUUUCCCCCCUCAGGAUGUUGGCUACCCAGAGUUCCUGAACAUUCGUCCAUACAUGUCUCAAAACUCAGGAGACCCAGUGAUGUAUGGCCUUUAUGCAGUCUUGGUGCAUUCUGGGUACAGCUGUCAUGCUGGUCACUACUACUGUUAUGUUAAGGCCAGCAACGGGCAGUGGUACCAGAUGAACGAUUCGAUGGUACAUUCCAGUAACAUCAAGGUCGUGCUCAAUCAGCAGGCUUAUGUCCUCUUUUACCUGAGGAUUUCUGAAAAGAAGAACACGGACAGUUCAAGUGUAAAGCAGAACUUGGUGCAUUCUGGGAGGAGUAACAUGACCCCUGAACAGCUGAAGAAAAUUCCACUCAACGGUCCUUUAUCAUCUCCGCAGAUCACCAAGAAGGUGGACACCGCUCAGCUGAGGAAGAUCCAGUCUGUGGACGGGGGGCUGGGCGUGCCAGUGGCCCGCAACGGCUCAGGCAUCCAGUCGCCCAAACUGGCUAACGGUACACCAAGGGUGCCAGGUGGCCCAAUGCUCAUCGAGGAACCCAUCAAGAAGCUGAAGAAACCUUCUGCUCAGCUGCAGAGCCGCACCAACAUUCCUGCUUCCUCCAACGGCGUCGCCAAGUCUGAGCAGGACAAGGGGAGCAGCGGCGAGGGGCGGAGCCUGGCAGUGUCUACCUCACUCAAGUCCCUUGCAUCCGAGUCCUCGUCAGCGGACACCUCUUCUGAGUCCAAGGAAUCGAUCGGCACCAGGAGUGCUCCCGUGGGAAAUGUGACUACUCCUGCCAAGAGCAUCGUAAACAGAAUGUCGUCUCCGGCUAAAAGCGCUGAGCGGCUUGCUGCUGAGGAUCAGAAGGCGGCCAAGCUGAAACCUCCCGCCCUCAACAACAUUGCAUCUGAACAAACCAGCACCAUGUCGCCCCCUCCUGCCAAGAGACUGGCACUGUCUGCCAAGAAGGCCAGUCCCAGUCGCAGUCCCAUCUGGAGUCCGAACAACAACAGCAGCAGCAGCAGCCGCAGCACUGAGGCUCCGUCCUCUCCAUUGCAUCAUCAGUCCCGUGACCCUAAGCAUUCAGCUCUACUUCACCCUCUGACCCCCACCUCACCUUCCCAAAACCACAGGAUUCCAUUCCAUUCUGCCAAGCAGCCUCAGCAUGUACCUCAUCUGUUUAAAAAUGCAAGUCUGCUUAAGGGGCCCUCCUUGUCCUCAUCCUUGAUGAAACCCACACUUUCUUCUCCAAUCAGCAGGCUUCAACCCUGCCCUGCUAGCAACUGUGGACCAACCCAGAGCCAGAAAACCACCGAAUCAUGUACAGGGUUCGCCGAUGGACUCGCCAGUCCAACCUUAAAGAAGAAGAAGAAGAAAAAGAAGCGACGCCAUUCUGAAAUGGAAAACCCCACUGCUGAGCUUCCUGCCAAAACCGAGCAGGACGUGCCAGAGCUCACAGCUGAAAUGAGAAGGGUAAAAAAGCAUAAGAAAAGGAAAAGAGAGGAGGAGCCAAACAGCAUGAAGGUUCAGAGAGAAGGUGUGCAGUCGCAUCUGGAGCCAUCAGGUCAGGACGAAGACUGGUGCCUCGGAGAGACGUGGAAAAUAAACCCAGAUGGUAGUUCAGAAAAGCCAAAACAGCAACGACAACUGACUACAGAGCCAAAACCGUCUCAGGCCCAAGAACAAAUUCAGCCAAUGUUGUGCGAGACUUCACAGAACCAUCAUGACUCCAACAUUAAAAAGAAAAAGAAGAAGAAAAAGCACAAAGAGAAGCUGGACGAGAACAUCAAGCAUGAGACUUCCGAAAGAAAAACUGAGACGAUGCAUAUAGACACAGAGUUGCCGGAUUUGAGUGUGCCGAAGAAAAAAGCCAAGAAGAGGAAAAGAGAAGCGCACCAGAGUGAGGCCGAGGAUGCUCAUGGGGAUGAUGCUGGAGGCGAGCCACUUAGUCAGACCAACCAUGUGGUGCUGGAGAAGACGUGCAAACCCAGCACAGCUGCAGUGGUGGUCUGGGACAGCCAGGUUCAGGACGGUUAUAAGCGAAGCAGAGAUGCUGCUGAUUCAGAGCAGGCAUCUGGGAAAGAGUCCCGUCCUGCUACCGCAGCCUGGGAUGGCAAGAAGAGCUCUAGUGUAGUCGAGGAACUGCUUAAGAACGCCACCAAUAAAGCAUACGGAACUGAAGUCCUCAGUUGGGAUGGAGAGUGCUCUGCCAUAAGUAGAGAUGCCAUGCAGGACACAUGUGAUGCCAAACACGACACUGUAAUCGACGAAUGGGACGAAGAGUUUGACAGUGGAAAGGUAAAGAAGAUAAAGUCGUUUAAAAAAGAAAGGAGAAGAAGUUUUAACGUCUUCCAGAAGAUCCAGGAUCGGCGCAACAUGUGGUCUGUCACACCAGGAGGGAGGAGGAACAGUUGGGGCCAUCGCUACUGACAUGAUGGAUUCAAGACGGGGAUUCUAUUCACACUCCCUGGCUCGACCGCCUUAUUGGAGAAGCUGCGUGAUCUCUCUGAGAACGUUCCAGAAAUGCGAGAAGCUUGUGUGGGAAGUAAAUAAAGCGAUGAGACCAAAGCCAUCUGCAGGGGCUGAAGUCCAGUAUUUGGAUUCUGAAUAAAUGGGGCCUGGGUUUGAGCAGACCAAUGUAUCGUGGCGUCAGGUUCAGACCGCCAUAAUAAACAAUUUUAGCCACAUAUAACUCGAGUCCAUGGUGAAAUACUGUACUGUAUCUUGCUAUUUCAGGAAAGGAGGCAAAUAUAUCCUGGAAACUGAUAGUGAUGGGCAGCAGUGCUGUUAUUAUUGGGUUGUGGAAACAUUGGGCCUACACUACUGCCUAGACUAUUGACAAGAACAACAUUUUCUCAAAAAUGAAUUAAUCUGCUUUUUUUGUUGUUGUUUUCCCCCUCUUCUUAGAGAUAUUUUAUUUCACUUCAUCAAAUUUGAUAUAUAAUAUAGUCCCAAUGGCCCGAUGAGUAAUCUGCUACAUAUUAGCUAUGUAAGGCCAGCAGUCUCGCUCAUUUUUAUUUCUUUGUAUGGUUAUUAAUAUUAUAUGAGCCUCAUUGAACCCUCCUUGAAUCCUCCAUAUUGUCUGCUUAUCACAUUGAAUGUUGUUGAAGAAAACGCGGUUCCCUAUUCUUUUUGUUUUAACCUAAUCCCUCAUCUAUCUAUUACCUAAUAUCCGAAAAUUACAAGCUGAUGCACCCUUAAUGUUUUUUCCUUAGAUGGGAUGAAUAAUAUGUCCAUCUGUAACAUGUCUGAAGGCCAGGCUGCUUCAAUAUAAAACAUAUCCAUCCAUUUCAUCGUUGGAGAGGCUGCAUCAGCAGUGCUCCAUCCCUUAGAAAUCCGCAGGGAAGGUUGUAGUGUGUAUUUCAGAUUUUACAUGCCAAUGCCACUGUUCCUACUUUCUAUGCAAGUCAGACAGGUCUUAAAAAUGUUCUCUCUGUUCCUCUUCUACAGUGCAAACAUUAUCCUCUUCAUCCCUCAUUUUCACUGAUCAUUCAUAGUCCAGAGUGUAAACUUUUUUUCUGGAAAUGUACUAUAAUGCUUUAGAACAAAAGGUUUAUUUUACUCCAGAGACCUAGCCACAGACUAAUAGUGUGUAAGAUAUGAAGCUUUCUGGAAUAGAACAUUGUACAGUCCCACUUGUGCUCUGUGUGACUUCCUUAAACAUCCUUGUAGUCAAGAGUUAAUUCCCCAAGAUACUUCCAUUUUAGAAAAAAGUUGCCUUGAAAAAAAUUAAUAGAUUAUCCUAAGAGAGAUCUACUUUAUCAUUUGAAAAAUGAGCCGCAUAUUUAAAUGCGCAUGUAUUUCACAAAUAAAGCCUAAUAUAUUAAAGGGUUUUUGGACUGUAACUGUAGAAUUUUCUCAGUGGACAGACGUGCGAGUGCUGUGUGGAACUCUGCGUCUGGAGGAACAUAAGAACUGUGAGCGCUGUUGAAUGUGUUAGUGUUAGAAAUGUUACUCUGUUCUUUUCAGUAGAACCAAUGCUGAAGAAUACACUGAUCUUUAAUUCAUGAUCAUUUACACCACUGGUUCUGUACCUUUAUGAUGCCCUUUCAAGACUAAGAAGAAAUGUUCAAUAUUGAGACUAUAUGAAUAUAAAUAUACAGGUGCAAUAAAGUUGUGUUUUUUUUUUUGGUGAAAUUUUCAGGUUGUUCAUAAAAAUGCAUUCGUGCAGAAUAUGACUUGUGGACAAAUAGCAAAAUAAUGUUUUUCAUCGAGCUGUUCCAGUUAUGUUAACUGAUGUAUUAAGGUUUUAGUUACUUUUCCAUGUUUGGGCUUGUAUAAGGCAGUUCAUGUAAAUGAAAAACAUUGAUAAUAUUUGUAAUGUAACUGUCCAAAUUCGGUUUAUGCAAAAAUAAAUUACAUGUUACUGGUUAAAUUCGA